This is a messenger RNA of Pomacea canaliculata, 11657 nucleotides long. Its product is annotated as SEC14-like protein 1. NCBI's taxonomy places the organism in Eukaryota, Metazoa, Mollusca, Gastropoda, Architaenioglossa, Ampullariidae. Gene Ontology annotation, cellular component: cytoplasm. Bases 162 to 2399 code for a protein of 745 amino acids. The record is from RefSeq and is a predicted model, not a curated record. The transcript has 15 exons.
CGCACUUCAUGUGUGUGAUUCGACUAAGAGUCACGGUGAUGUCUGCAAGAAGGCUAUAUCGGAAAGACGGUCAGCAGACAUCGAUCUGCUAAACAAAGUGAUGGAAUUCUUAUAGUGGAACAUCAAGGAUAUAGCGGAGCAAGAUUACAGUGCUCAACAGGAUGGUUCAGAAGUAUCAGUCACCCGUUAGGGUGUACAAACACCCUUUUGAACUGGUCAUGGCGGCUUAUGAAAAGCGCUUUCCAACAUGUAAAAUGAUACCUGUCUUCUUGGGAAGUGAUAUUCAGAAAGAGGAAAAAAGUCCUGAUGGUUCUUACCACUUUGUAGAGCGCAGGUGCAGGCUGGCUAUAGAUGCUCCAUAUCUGCUAAAGAAGAUUGUUGGUGUGGACUGCCUUCAUUUUAUACAGAGAAAUGCACUUGACAGACGGAAUCGAACACUUAAGAUUGAAGCUUUCAAUGAAAGCUUCUCAUCUAGAAUCGUGAUUAAAGAGCACUGCAAUUAUUCAGUGCAUCCCGAAAACCCGGGCUGGACGUGCUUCGAACAGGACGCUAGUCUCGACAUUAAGCACUUCUUCGGCUUUGAGAGCAUGGUAGAGAAGAUCGUCAUGAAGCAGUACACGCAGAACAUCAAGAAGGGUAAGGAGGUCAUCGAAUUCUACAUCAGCGAGCUCAUCAGCGAAGGGGUAACCUUCAUCCCCCCAUGGACAGACCCCAGUCCCGCACCUGCCUUGACCCAAGGCCAGCCAGAGGACGCUCCUUCCCAAGACUCGGGGCUGCGCAGCCGCUCCAACAGCGUGACCAGCACCCACAGUCAGAGCAGCCUCGUGCUGGGUGCCACCGCCGCCUCCAUCCACACCAGGGGCAUACCGGAGAUCCAUGAGCCAGAGGGAGCUUCAGCACUGCCUGACAGUCCUGGUAAACUUGAUGAUGACUACAUUGCACGCUUCUUGGGCCAUCUGACUCCUGUGGAGGAGAGCUGUCUGGUGCAGCUGAGGCAGUGGUUAAAACAAACACACAAGGGCAAGAUUCCUAAAGACGCCCACAUCUUGCGUUUCUUGCGAGCAAGAGACUUCAGCAUUGAAAAGGCACGAGAGAUGCUUGUGCACUCCUUAGCCUGGCGCAAGCUUCACAACCUAGAUCGCCUUUUAGAAACAUAUCGCAGUCCGGAGAUCAUGGAAAAAUACUACCCUGGAGGCUGGCACUUCUUUGAUCGCGAGGGACGCCCCCUUUAUAUACUGCGACUGGGCAUGAUGGAUGUGAAGGGACUGAUGAGAUCUGUUGGGGAAGAGGCUAUUCUCAAACACGUUUUGGCCCAUAAUGAAGAAGGCUUGAGGUUAGCAGCAGAAGCAACAAAUAAGCGUGGCUAUCCAGUGAGUGCAUGCACCUGCAUCGUGGACCUGGAUGGACUCAGCAUGCGACAUUUGUGGCGCCCAGGUAUCCGGGCUCUGUUGCGGAUCAUUGAGACAGUGGAAGCCAACUACCCAGAGACCAUGGCACAGCUCUUGAUUGUGCGAGCUCCUCGUGUUUUCCCUGUCCUGUGGACACUUGUUUCACCCUUCAUUGAUGAGAACACACGGCGCAAGUUUAUGAUUUAUGGUGGGAAGGAUUAUAUGGGCUCAGGAGGCCUUGUGGAAUUUGUUGAAAAACAGUAUAUUCCUGACUUUCUUGGUGGAGACUGCUAUUGUGAUGUGCCGGAAGGGGGUCUGGUCCCUAAAUCUCUGUACCAAGAAGAGCUGAUAGACCGAUCUCCUGAUGAACCCCACUUGAUUUCUGACAGCUUAUAUCAGACAGCACAUGUUGUGAAAGAAUUCCCUCAUGAGGUGCUGAUUCAAGUGCCACAGCGUGGGUCAGUCAUCACAUGGGACUUUGACAUCCUGAAAGGUGAUGUGACCUUUACUGUGUUCCGGUGUAAGAAGUCCGUGUCAGAGGGUCCACACCACCAACACCAUGUCAGCGGAGCCACUGGUGGCAUUGGCUCAGUUCAGUACAUUGACAAGUCCAUGACAGUUGGUGUUGAUCUCAGUAUUGUGGAGCCUCCCCACAUAUGUCGUGAUGGUGACAGUGUACAGGGUUCUCAUGUCACUGGUCAGUCUGGCAGCUACAUCUUGCAGUGGAAGUAUUUUGAUUCUGCAAAAGCUUCAUUUGACUUCCCUCUGUCUUCCCACAAAUCUAAAGUUAUGUACUAUACUGAACUUCUACCUUCAGAAGCUUUUAGGGGAUCGAUGAGCAGUCUCCAGUCUUGUCAGAGCGGUUUUUCAUCCCUCAGUAUUGGUACAUCGCAGAGCAGUCACUCUGGCCUGGGGUCUUGUCCAUCCAGAAUUUUCGUACUUGUGGAAGCCAGGUAUUAUUAUUAUUAUGUGUUUUAUAAUCUUUUGUUCUCUUUCAAUUUUUUGUUGUGAUUGAGAACAGAUCUUGAUCCACAUGUUGCACUCUAAAUAUUUUCAGAAUGCAUAGCACAUGCACGUGUGCACACACACACACACACACACACACAAAAGCUAGUCAUGUACAUACAUUUAAAGUUUGUUAUUUGGAAUAUAUUUAGAGAUAGAGAAACUGUAAGGAAAAUCUAAAACCUGUUUGUAGCAGAUCUGCUUAUGAACGUUGGUCUGUUUUUAUUAGAAAUUUGUUUAGUUCCUUUUCUGCAGAGACUUUUCAGGUGUAGUGUUAAAAAAGUAAUUUAUUCUUAUUGCUGUAAUGUACACCAACAUUUUCAAUUAUACAUUAGCGUGUCUCUCAUAGUUUUAGAUUCAUUUGUACUUUAAGAGGCAUUCUUCUUAUCAGUGAAAAAAACAAAAGUCUACGCUUGACGAACGAGUCAGUGUGGAAAGACAUUACUUAUGUUGCAUGCUUGAAUUUUUAUUUUCAGUAAAUAUUACUAAAAGUAUCAUAAUGAAAUGGCAGUGGCAAAGUAUAUACAAUACAAACAUAAUAAGUCCUUUUCAGGAAAUUGUUGAGAGCAGGUUACAAAUAAAAAACUGAACUGCUGAACCUCUAAAGAUGCAAUAACAUUUUGUUCAUGUCUUGCAUAAUGAUACUAAACAUCAAAGACAUAAGACAUCUAAAUUAGCAUCUAAGCAGCUGUUUAGACUUAAAAAUUGGACAAAAAAUGGAGAAAAAACAUUUUAAAAUGUUGCUAAUUGACCCUAUAAUGUUGCAAGUGCACUGGACUGCAGUUUCAUUGGUUUUACAGGUAGAGUUUAAAUUAAUACAGGACCAAAGCUUUGUGCUGAUAUGAUGGAGCAUGAGAUAACUUGUAGUGAAAAAUAAUGUGCUUUGGUAUGGAUGCAAAUAAUAAAGACACAGAAAUAAUGUUCAUACUGUUCAGAUCUUUCUUUUUUGGAAUAGUUUGUUGUACACAGCGAUACGUGAGUAGUAUAUAUGCUGCACAUUAGUAUCCUGACAUCUCAGUCAAUGUCUAAGAGACGAACAUGCGUUUCAAGUAGGACACAAACUGCUUUAAAUCUCAGGGCAUCUCUAGUUUUCAUAAUAUCAAAUUUUUACUCCUGUGGCAAGUUAAUGGAGAAAACAUGUGAAAAUCCCAAAGUGCAAAUUUGACUGAUUGCCUUGGGAUGCUGUCAGUUUCAAACCAGAUGAAACAAGUCUUUUAGAGAGAAAAAACAGCCAAUUCUGAACAGUGUGAAAAGUGUUGGGCUGAGGUAAACAAUCUGGCAUAACAGUAAUGGAGCAGCAAGAUUUAACCCACUGCAUCUGUGGCAUUUGCUGUGUAAUUCCGAUAGCUAUUUAUUUAGCAGGUACUGACCAGAAUUAAAAUGAUUGCAUAGCUGAUCACCAAAGUCAGUUUAAUAUAGAACCAAAUGUUUCCUUUAUAGACCACCUUCACCAACACACCCCAGCUGAGACAUUGUUCAAAUAAGUUUUAGAAUGCAUUUGCUGUGUUUUCUUCAAAUUUCUCUGCUCACUUUCAUGCUUGUCUAUAUCCCUGAACCAACCAUUGCCACUUGGCUCAAACUGUCAUAACUAGUCUUUAUGUCUUAUUAGACUGCCACACGCUAGUGUCAUCACAAGCCAGAUGAGGUACACUUAGACAAAAUUAACGCCUAUAAUACAGCAAUGGGUAGGAAUUAGGGAUCUUGUGCCAACAAAUUUGUUGUCUUUAUACUGCGUGUUAGGUCUAGAAUUUGAAAAUAAUUCUUUGAUCAGGACUGAAAUACUGUUUAAUCUGCUUGCUGAUGUCCCUUUAAGUCCUGUUACCCUGCCUUAGUCUUCGUAGCUUACAAAGAAAUCAUGCCUGAAACAGCGACUUACAUGUUGCAAUAAUCACACCUUGUGAGCUUUGUGGAAAACUUGCAAAGGGUCUUGAAGCAAGGUUAGCAAAUAUAGGAUGCUGUUCUAUUCCACACAAAGGUUUGCCUGGCCUGACCGAGAUUGUGAAGACUGUAGUCAAUCAGAAUGCUAGAAUAUGAUAGGUUUCCUUUUAACCCCCAAUUCCAACACCAAAAUAGCAUCUUGGCCAAGAGGAAAGAUGUUUUAAAGCUGAUAAUGAUCAAGCUGAUCCUGAUUAUAUGAACAGGAAUGAGAACAAAGAAUCAUUUAUUGAAACUGUUCAUGCUCUUGGCAGUGGACUGAUAGGUCUAAUGACAUCUAAUGUGUCAACUGCAAGUUCUAUCACUUUUGAAAAAUUUGUUAAAUAUUAUGUCAGACCUAGUCAAAAAAAUGCCUGCACUUUCUGAAAUUUCUUCUUGCUAUCCACUCCCUUAUCCACAUGUUCUUUUUCCUUUCUGCUUCUUCAGUUAUAUUGACUGUGGUGGCUACAGUGGCUAACUUGAGCACUAUUUUUUCAAAGUUGCCUUCCAUAUUGCUUUACACCAAUUGUCUCUCUGCAUUGAUGUUCUUUUGACAUCACCUUGCAAGCCAGCUGCAAGUGGCCUUUGCUACUUGAAAAGGUUACCGCAAUACUAUACUUUGUACUUGCAAUCCUUGAAAACACUGCAACUUGUAAGUCGACCCUAAGACUUUCAGUCGUCCUUCUCCCUUAUGAUCAGCAUUGUGUCUCUGAAUAUGCUGUCUGCAUUUUUCACUAAUAGGUUUGGGAUUUUUUAAAUUUAUUUUUGUGUGCAUUAUUGCAUCAUGAAUGAAGGCUGGUUACACUCUUACAAAUAUUUUGUGAUAUUUGAUCAGUAUUUCAGUAAAAAAAAACAUUUUUUAUGCUUGAGUGUGCUUCAGCUUUCUUUAAAUACUGGUAAGCUUGCAUAAUCAUUAUCAUUAUAGAAAUAUUAUAGGAGCAUCUGCAUGUCUGGAUUGGUCUUACAUUUUACCAUUUCUGUGUAAAGUGUAUAGAUAUGUGUGUGACUCAUAAAAAAAAUUUAUUUGAGAGGAAUGUGUUUACCAUGUGGAGACAAUAAUGCUUAUUGUUUACAGGUGACAUGCUUGAUUGAACAGCCAAAUUGAUUUGAAUCAAUUUUGACCUCGAUAUUAUUUUAAUCCUCAAAUGUAUGAGUUCUGGGUAUGUGUGGGUGUGGUUUCUGAGCGUGUUUGUGUAUGGGUGGGUUGGGAGAAGGAGUAUGUGUGCCUGUUGCUUGUUAGAAAAGAAACAAUUUUGAAGAUCUUUUAUGUCUGAAUUCAUCACUCUUAAAAGAUUGACAUUUUCCAUUCUGUUGUUUUAGACCAGGCCUCGCGUCCACCUGUAAGUGGUGUGGUAGAUGUCACUUUGUGGCUUAGAUUAACACAUCUUUCUUUCAGACAGCAUUGCUCCAUGUGAUGUGAAAUGUGCCAGUUUAUUUUAAACAGAGUUCCUUUCCCACACUUCAUAUUCCCUACCCAUACCUCACAAGAACAAUAUUACUUUUGAAGGCUUGUUAAGGCUACCUUUAAAAAUUAAAAAAUGUAUUGAAGUGCAGUUUAUGUAUUUAUUUUGCAUACUCUAACAGCCCUAGUAACCUUGGUGGAAAUUUAAAAAAAAUGACAUGCUGCAGCUCUCCUUUUAACCUGCUUUGUGAAGCAAGAUAAUAUGUUGUGGCAUGUUUCUCAGGCAGAUGAAGGAAGCCCUUUUACUAUCAGUGUGUAUAUUUUUCGAUUAUUAUUUUGCAUUUAUUAAAUAUAACAUCUCACCAGAAAUUGGGUUUUGCUUUUUUUUUCUGUUAGCAAAGAAAACUUUCUUUGAUUAAUUUUCUGCAUUUAUUUUGUGAAAUAUUUCAGUGAAGGCAAAAACCGGGCUUUUUCUGGAAAUGUUUGUUUAGACACUCAGAGUCAGGUCUAGUCACUAAAAAAAAAAAAAGUUGGAGGGGGAUGAAAGUCAACAUAAAAACUAAAACAGCUUGAAACUCAUCAAGAGUGAUUUUAAGAGUCACCAGUCAGUAAAUAUGUUCAACUGAAGUUGAUGUUUCAUCCUUUUAAGCAAAAGUGAAACUGCUGGUCAUUUGUUAAAGGAAAUUUAUCAUUAAAUCUGUUUCAGUUUGUCAUUCCGUGGGUCUGUAACCUUAGAAUUGCCUUCACCCAGGUUAUUCUUUGGAAUGUUUUCAACACUGUUUAGUAGUUUAAACAGUUUUAAAAAUAUGGAUUGUGUUUUGCUUAUAGACUCUCUCUGAUGAGCUAGAAAUCUUUUUUUAAGUGAUUUAGAAGCUUUCCGUUGAGCAUUUCUGUUAUAUGGUAUUCCUGGACAUUUAUGUGCGUUUGUGUGAGAGAGAGAAAGAGAGUGGGUACAUGCAUGUAUCUUUAUAAAGAUAAUAAUGACAGAGUUUCUUUAUGUGCAUUUUUAAUAUGUGCAUUGUUCAGCAUCUAAAGGUACACAAGUUUUCCAUUGAAAUUGUUAAGGAAAGUACAAAGCCGUUUGAUAUAACAUGAUUACUGAUACUUCUUUAAUCGAUAGAAUAUUUUUGUUGAUCUUGUACCAAAGAUUUUUGAAAUCCAGCGACCUACAGAAUUAAGGCAUGAAUUGUGCAUGCAGUGAGAAGGAUGUGAGAGUGAAAAUCCUUUCUGUUUGAAGCACCUCAUGCUGCACACUUUAGACUUGUUUUGUGCACAACAUUUGCUGUUUGGGACAUAUUUUCUGAGAUAACUUUAGACAAAUUAUUGGGACUGCUACCUCAUAGAAACAUAUGGGGAAAACUUUUGAGAUGUUCGUGCAAUGGUACAAUAAUACAAGUUUUAGACGAAAGCAUUGCUCUUAAAAAUUAAAAUUCAAGGCUACUUUUUUUUAAAGUGUCUUCCAUUUUAUUCCUCACUUAAAUGCAAGAUCCUAAUGGAACAUAACAUUCCUUUUUUUAAUAUUGUUGUAAUGAUAGGGGAUUAAACACUAAAAGCUUUUGUGUUUUUUCCCCCCUUGUACUCAGACAAUUAAUAUUUGGAAAACAUAUGAUUUUACAGUGGACGCUGUAAUUACAAGAAUUUAAAGUUUGUGCUUAAAUGCCAAUCUUUUUCUCUAUUUCAGAACACCCAGAUGAUAAAGGAGAUUUGUAGAUGGAAACCAGUUGCAGUUUUGCACACCACUGUGUUCAGAGAUCACAGAGAUAUGAUCAUGCUUAUUGUAUAGUGCUGGGGAAAAUGAAGAUGUUUGGUGGUGAGCAAAACAGUGGCAGAAGCUGAACAAUGUUUAGCUUUUCUGAUUUUCUGUUCUGAUAGACUCACGCAGACUAACUUUUAUCUCCACAUUGAUACUGUCUGGUGAUCAAGACAUAUCAACAUAUCUAAAAAUCACAAAAUUAGUUGAAACUAGAUUUGUUUUCUUUCUGGUGGACUACAGCAGAAACAACGCCUUAAGCAUGAUUAGGUCUUAUCGCUGAUUGCACCCACCCAUCACUUUUUUUGUGGAACUAGUAAUGAUGUUUAAAAAGAAAUAUGGGAUCAGAAAAGAUUGUCUUUGUUCAUAGUGAAAGGUGUUUUCACCACAGAUGAAUAUGCCAGUUUUUAGGAGGCUUUUAGUUUUGCAAACUAUUCCUGUUUUAAGCUAUGUAUCCAUGUAUGACAUAUUUUAAAACAAACUGUGAUGAAAUUUGGAAACAUUGUCAUUACCUCCCUCAUGUAGUGGUCACACAUUUGUUCUAGCACAGCUAAUAAGCUGACCAUCUGAGUUAACACUACAAAGAAAAAAAAAGACCAAAUAACCUUCACAAGUACAAGCUAGUGUGACAUUGAAUACAAGCCAGCCAUUGCGCUUCUAUUCAUGUAUUAUUUCAAGCUAGACUAUUAUGAAGAUUUCUUGGAUAGUAGUUCAUUAAAGGAAGGGCAAGUGUUAAGGGCGACAUGGACCCCAACGGCCAAUUAGUGCUAAGAGACUGAUGACGAUUCCCUCCGCCUUAGUUCAGAUGAUUGCAACCGGCUCCCAGUCUGAACUGGUCUGAUUGAAGUAUUACCUCCCUUGACCUUAUAAUUUUAUACACACGCGAGUGUUGAAGUGAGGUUACGGAUGAACUUUUGCUGUUGUCAAAAAAUUUUCGUUUUUCUCAAAUGGAAGACGAAUUUUGAUUAUCUUAUCCUGGCCAUAACCAAUUAUGUUAGUGAUCAUUAUUACACACAAUAUAUCAUUCAUAACAGAUCCCUCUAUUUCUGAUGGCAUAUGCAGCUAAGCACAGAAAUCAACAAUUUCCGUGAUUGUAAAUGUAUGACACUGGCUGAUAAAUGCAAAUCUUUUUACAUGCCGGUCAUUUGGAUUAGUUUUGUGAUGACUGAAAUGAUGCAUUUUUUGCAGAUUUUUUUAUGAUGACCAUUAUGGUGCAGUUGGUAAAUGACCCUUGUGCUUUGUAGUGGAGGUACUUUUAAAAGAUGACAGUUCAGUGGUGACGAGUUUGUUUUAGUAGUUGCUUUUUUAACUCCAGAGGUCACACACUUUUGGGGAAUGAUUGUACAUUGUCCCAUAGUUCAUGUUUGGUAUUACCUGGGCAUUGAUUGUUCUGCAUUUUGAGAUGUUUUCCAGAGUGCAACAAACAUGAAGACAAUACUGUUAGCUACUCCUCUUUUACAUUCUUUUCUCAAAUGUUUCCAAUAUCAAAACUUAAGUAUUAAUGCAAAAACAGGAUAUUAAAAUGUUUUAUAGAUUUCCUAGAAAUAUUCUUAGUUAUGGGAUGAGACUUUUUUUUUUGACUUGGUUUUAGUUACCGAUAAUAAUUAAUGUGUGGUUCACAUGAUAUUGUUUACUUUUCUCACCAUGAAGUUGAUUGUAGAGUAGAGGUUACUUUUGGGAAAUGCAGAAUACAAUUCCUUUGUUAAAAUAAUGAUAUAUUUGCAUUGAAGAUGCUCUUUAUAUACAGACUCCUCAAGAGGUCAGAGUGCAAAGUGUCACUCUAUUGCAGGGCUUUACUCGUAUCUAUGUGGCAUUUAAAACAAUCUAGUCAAGAAGGAUUUUUAUGGUCACUGAAUUAACAUCAGUAGUUUGCUGUUUGGUGCAAGGUCUCGUUUGGAACGAAGUAUGAUUAUGAGAUUAUAGUGAAGUGCAACAUGAAUGUUCCUAAUUAAGUAAAGAGUAGCCUUGGUGCUUAUAUUUUUAGAUAUGAAGUAUUGUUUUGUUUGUAUGAAAUACUCCUUGGAGUAGCUGACUUAGAUCCCAUGAAUUAUUUGGGAGUGAGUGGAGCUUAUAUGUACGGCAUAUAAUUUUGCUUUGAAAUAAUGUGACUGGACUCACUGGCUGGUAGUUUCAGGAUAAUGGGCGCAUAAGGUCACCUCUGAGGUAGUGGUGUACUGAAAAAAACAUAGGAUGGAGAUCAGUAAGCGCAUGAAGGAACAAAAAAAAAAGGAAAAAGACAGAAAAGAGGGCACACAUGCGUUACAGCCCUACCAUCACGUGCCAUGACAAAAAUUGAAACUGGGAGCAUGACAUGACCUCAGCUUCCCUCAGUAUUUUUGGAGACUGGUAUAUUAUUCCUGUCGUGGCUUCAUUCCCCUCUGCAGACACCACUGCCACAGAGCAUCAUUUCCCUACGAAAAUAUGGGAGUUGCGAGGAGGAAGGUGCAACCAACCAUAUUUUUUGUUAUCCUGUAAGUAUUUUUUCGUCCAGCCGGGCAGUGGGUUCACGACGGUGAAGCUACUUCGCCUCCAUCGUUGUCUUUAACAUCACUGGGGAAGUGCGCUGUGAGAAUGUGCCGUUUGUAUUGCUCUUGUUUCGAUGUUAAUUCCAUUCUGACUGAUUGCUUUGAUGUGUAUAACGAACACAUUAUGUUUGCAGUUAGGUCAUUUUUGUUUGGUUUGUUUUACACAACAGGAGGCCAGUCAGGAAAUAUCAUUAACGAUAUUAGUUUUUCAACGAACAAUUCAGUUUGGUUUGCUUUGCUUUGAGUGGUAGAUUGGAUUGUCUUUAGGACGAAACAUAAACAUUACGAUCGUCAGGAUUUUGUUGUAUGUGCUGCGUGAAUUAAAGUAAAUUAGUUCUUACUGUAGUACAAAGGUGCUUAAGAGAAGAUAGUUUUAUUGCAAGGUUCAUUACCAUGCAUCACUGCCUUUCGACUUCUCUGCACCUUCUCAACCGUGGAGAUAACUUGCUGUCCCAUACUUAUACGUGAGUGGUCCUCUAAGUUAAUUCCAUCCCAACCCCUCAGUCCCAACUUUCAAAGUUUGUUGGCUGUUUUUAGGUUUAUUUUAAACUGCUGUUUCUGCUCUCACAGUCGCAAGACUUGAGAUGUGGCAUUGAUAGUCGUCAAUUGGUUUCUUUCACAAUUUUUGCGGAAUUACUGAGGACACGAAGAUUUCAACCACUUUGUAUCAGCUGUUUGUUGGAGUCCUCAAUUUAUGUCUGACGUUUAGAAAGCCUAGUAGAUUUUCAAUUUAGCAUACCAAACACUGCCUGGAAUGUACAUUUUAACAAACUUUUCAAAACAAAACGUGUUUUGCUUUCUCGAAUGUCUUUGUUUUGAGUAAAAAGUUUUAAUAAGACUUUAGAAUUUAUUUUAUCAAAUUUUAGUCUAUUUAAUCAUUUUGUCGUUCGUAGGGUCAUCUUUAGAUGAUCUGACUUGGGGAUCUGUUAGCAGUGGUUAUGACAUGUUACACUAAAAAGUGUUAAACUAUCCAUUGUACAGCGUCCCCAGUCACAGACGGCGUGACAGUCUUUCACCGGGUGAAGGGAUAGUGCCAUUCUCCUACCCGACAUGUGAACAAGUCUUUCCCAGCAUGCACCGUUCUGGUCUCGGACAUGCUAUUCUUUCUCUGCACGUGGCAUCUGUUUACAGGGCUGGCUGUCUUGCCGUGAUGUAGCCUUAGUUGCUGACUCGGUGUUAAACACCAAUUCCCACCCCUCCCAGCAUGCACCCGGCCCUCUCUUCGCGUACCUUCACCUCUACCCUAUCUCUACUUCGGUCAGCUUAUCAGUUAGAGUGUUAACCAGUCUACCUCCGCCAUCUAUAGCGUAUUUAUACCCGUGAAGUAAAGUGGGGGCUAAUGCACCUGUCCAGUAAUUUUUGCCUACAAAAGAAGGAAGAUAGAGCACGCAUGCACCCACAAAGACACCCACACCUGGCGGCACGCACACAAAGCCAACUGUUACUGACUGGCAGCUAGUCGCCGUCAAAUCACUGGAUUCCUCCUUCCUCUCUUCCUGUUUCUUCUCCGUUACUUCCCUCCCAUUGUCAGAGGACUAGCAGUUUCUGGUGCUUGGAAUCAAAUGGCACGCGUUCAUCAAAACACAACGGAACUUUUUUGUCGGCGAAGUACCUUUUUUCAUGUUACAUUGUACGAUCCCGAACGAUAUUAAUAAAAGUCAUUAAUAACAGGU